GGGAGCUUGGACCUUCACCCCUCGGCAAGCGCCGCAAUGGACGAACUGCACGAGAAGCCCGACAGCAGCAUCGCGUGCCCCUCGCCUGCGACUUGUCUCCUGCGCUUCUAUUCGCGGCUUCGCACGGUUCCUAAUAUCCGAAGAGAGCAGCCGAAGGACUUACAAUUCUAACAGUGCAGCCACAGACGACAAACAUCGCGAAUCCUCCAGGCGCCCGUCUCGUAUCGCAAACCUCCGCCAACCGCCCCGUCAACGCUCAAUUGAAUCGCGAUAUAGAGGCAUGGUGUGAAAGAGCUGGAAUUACUGUGCUCUAGAUAUCUCCAGAGCCCCACCAUAGAUGCGCGCGUGAAGCGAUGCUUUGCGGACAGCGAGCCUCAUGAGCUCAGAUUCGGGAGAGAGCCCUACCAGCGCUCACAAUGUGGACGAGGACGAGAUAGACGUGGGCUCUCCAGCACCGGAAUCCCCGACGGAGCUACAGGCUGAAGAGGAGGGGGCUGUGGAAGACAGCCAUGGCGCACAAGAAGACGGGGAGGAGCUUGCGUCAGUAGGAAGCGGCACGAAUGCCAUGUCCUUCGCAAGACGGCGGAGCCAACCAGAGCAACAGGAGGAAUCUGCUUCAGAGCCAUCUAUACAAGCGCCAGUGCAGAGACCGAGGAGCCCGGAAUCGACAUCCACCCCCGAUGAUACACCCUCGAUACAGGGCUCUCUACUCUCUUCCCCCGGCAGCAGCGUACCAGCUUCACACAGCUCUCUGCGACCCCACCGUCCGACCUCGCUCCAGCCUUUCGAGCGCCGAUUCUCCGCUCGACUUUCUCCCUCGCCGCUAGCGUCACCUCGCAUAGUCUCUAGCCCCGCCUUUCUUUCCUCACAUUCGCGACAAUCUUCGGUAUCAAGUAAUCUGCUCUUCCAGCAGCAGCCGGACGAAACGGAUACACCACAGGCGCCAUGGGACGUUGUGCGGUGGACCAAGCUAAAGAAGAUCACUGGGCAGGUCUUCUCGGAAGUCGGAAAGCGCAACUUCGGUCGACCGACAUGUCUAAGUGUUACAGCGUCGCUUGUCAUAGGGACCUCCAAAGGCUUCAUUCUCGUGUUCGACUAUCAGCAGGUCCUCAAGUCUAUCAUAGGUCCUGGCACGAAAGCCAUUGAGUGCGGUCCUGUAACUGCUCUAGCUCUCUCUGCAGACCACUCAACCGUUGCCGGGGGCCAUGCGACUGGGCACAUCUUCACCUGGGAGCUCUCCAGGCCAGCAAAGCCAUUUCUUCACAUACCGCCUAUAGAUCGGAGUUCCAUAGACAAUCGACGGUCAGAUAGUCAUGUCUCAGGGGUUGCUAUUCUGCAUGUUGGCUUCCUUGGCACCCGUCAUACGGCGCUCGUCUCCGCGGACGACGGCGGCAUGGCCUUUUCUCACCUCGCCACCCGGGGGUUAGGAGCCAUUGCAAGAACAGUCAAGAUCACGCGCAUACUGGGAAGAUAUCCCUUGUCGGAAGCGUCCUUGGAACGACCACGCAAGCCGAGCUCUGUUCUUGCCUUCUCUCCUCUUCCGCUCGGAAACGUAGAGCAGCCAACAGACGACAUGGGGCUCACGGCUCUUCUGACGCCUUACUUACUGGUCAUUGUUUCUACCACGCCAAUUGCGCAAACCCAGCACAAAGCGUCUAGACCAAAGGAGAUCGCUCCACACAGCACGCUGAGUGGAUGUCUCGCGUGGUUCCCGGCGGUGAAGCUAAAGAAUCCUUCCGGAGACCCCAAUAAGGCUGUCUCGAAAACGAAACUCGUGUACUGCUGGUCAAACAUUCUGACUGUGUUAGACGUGGACUGCAUUGUGGCUGCCCCCACGGAAAAGGAGAAGCCGACUGAGCUCAAAUUCAGACCACGCAGUCGAUGGAGAAGCGAGGAAGCCAUUGUUGCAGUACAGUGGCUAAGCAGAUCAGUUCUUGGUGUGCUUACUAUCAGCCAGCGUCUGCUCAUUCUCGAAGACAAUACUUUGAGAGUGACUGACAGCUUCGACCUGUUACACAAGCACAUCUACCAUUCAGACCUGUUUUCUCGGCAGCUGAGGCCCGUCGUCGAGCAGCUGGAUGAAGCAGACACAUCCAUGCAUGGAGUUGUUGCGGAUGCAUUUUACAUGAGCUUCCGAGCUUAUAAGGGGCGGCUGUUCCUGCUAGGCUUUAAUGAUGUCUCCAUAGGUACUCUAUCGAACUGGGCCGACCGUUUAGUUGCGCUCAUGGAGGCUGGAGAUUUCAUUGCCGCUAUCAGCCUGGCCACGUCUUACUAUAUCGGCGAUGCGGACAGGCUAACGGUAGGCCUUCCGGAUGACGACAAAACUCGACACGCUCUCGUCCAGGAGAAGCUGCUCGAGAUGAUCUCAGCUUCCUUGAAAUACACCUUUUCCCACGAAGAUAGUGAAGGUCAAGCACACGAGAAACGAUUCAAGGAGCUCGCCGAGGUUUGCUUCACCGGUCUUCUGAGUAUGAAAGAGCUCGACUUUCUGUUCGAAGAUGUGUACGAUGCCUUUGAGGAGGGUUCUGCCGAGAAGGUGUUCUUCGAAACGCUUGAGCCUUAUAUCGUGGACGAGGAGAUCACUGCUGUUCCUCCGAAUGUGCUGAAAGACCUGAUAGCGUUCAAUGCCUCCUCCGGUCGCGCCGCCCGCCUCGAAGAAAUGAUCUGUCGUCUGAGCACCGACACCAUGGAUAUCAACCAAGUCACCACCCUCUGCCAGCAAUACAAUUUGUACGACGCGCUCAUAUAUGUCUGGACGAGUGCCAUCGGCGACUUCAUUACACCGCUAACUCACAUCCUCUCGCUCAUCAAAGUCGUGGAUUUCGAUGUGGACGAAACAGAGAAUAUUUACAUGGCGUCGGCGAUGAAGAUAUUCCCUUAUCUGGCUUAUACUUUUACGGGACGAGUUUACCCCGGUGGCACGCUAAUGGACGACGAUCAAGCCUACAGCGCGAAGAAAGACAUGUAUCGAUUCUUGUUCUCGGGAAAGAAUCUAGCAUGGCCUCCAGGCUCGGGUGAUAUCGUAUUGACGCGCACUGACAAAGGUCCUGAGCCGCCCUUCCCUUAUCUGCGCCUCGUCCUGGAGUUCGAUGCUAUGAGCUUCAUGAGCAUGCUCCAUGAGGCAUUCGAGGACAGUUUUCUGAACGGAGAGCAGGACGCUGUGAACGGCAACCACGUCAACGGGACACAGCACGACUCCGCUCUUACGCCCACGCGACAAUACAUCAUCAACAUUCUCCUAGGCAUCAUGACGACAGAUAACUUCGACCCCGAAGACAUUAUCUACUUCUACAUGUUCAUCGCUCGAAAUCUGCCAAAGUACCCUCAGCACAUUAUCCUCCCUGGGACGUCUCUACAUCAAAUCCUCGUCGGACUCUGCAACUAUCCCACGGACGUUGUCAAAGAAGACUGUCAGCUAUCGGCCGAAUAUCUCCUCUCUAUAUACCAUCCGCCAAACAUCCAAGCCCUCGUUCCUCUCUUUGAGAAAGCUGGAUUCCAUCGCGUUCUCAAAGCGGUAUAUCGCGGCUCACAGCAGUACGCUAAGCUUGUGGACACCUACCUUAACGAUACGGAGGACAGAGAGGCAGUUUUCGGUUGCAUCAGCGACUGCUUACGGCCUAGUAAAGGCCUCAUCAAAAAGCAGAUCAACGAAGUCAAGGCGGUCCUCGUGAAUCGAGCAAGGGAUUUGGUCGCUGUAGACCCUGCUCGUGCCUCGCAAACACUAAACCAAUACGCGCCUGACCUUCUGAAGCCAGUGCUAGAUGCCCUAGAAGAUGAGUCGGAUGCCCAGUAUCACUACCUCAAAGCUAUCAUCGAGCCCGACGAGAACGGCCAAAGGGAACCCCACACCAUAAGCGAAGACCUUCCCUCCGGCUUCACAGAACGCUAUGUCCAGAUCAUGUGCAAGUACAACAGCACCCACGUCGCAGACUUCGUCAGCCUCCUGAAGUCUGGCGACUUGCAGCUAGAUCCCGUACUCCCCGCUCUAGAGAAGAGUGGCGUCAUCGACGCUGCAGUCGUUCUGAUGGCGCGGGAUGGCCUCGUUAGGGACGCAAUGGAGCGGCUAGUCAAGCACCUGGGUACUCUUGAAACCGCCCUCACUGGCCUGGUGAGCGCAGCUGCAGUGACGCCGGAUCCAGCGAAUACAGAAGAGGCGGUACAGGAUCUACUCGAGGAUAUUCAGAAGUAUGUCAGGGUGGGUAUCUGGCUAUGUCAAGGACAGACACGCUCUAUGGAACGGCCGGCCGAAAGCUUGAUCGACAGGCGGAAAUCAGCAUACGGAGAAGUUCGCGAAGAGGAGCUGGCGCUCGACGAAUACCUCUGGCUCGAACUAGUCGACACAGUCGUGAGACUUAUCAAAAACGUCGCUGUCGCGAUUUCGGAACUCCAGCAAACGCUCGCGUCCUCACAUAGCAAUCAAGCCCAGCCCAUCGAUACCGCGAAGAUAACCACAACCCUCCGCUCCGCAGUCCAGCGAACAUUCUCCGCCCUCCUAGCCUCGACCACCAUCCCACCAAAGGCGACCUCUACAACAACCACGUCCCAGCCAUCAACGUCAACCUCCUCCACCACCCGCCCGCCUCUCACACCCCGUAAAUCCACCCAACUCCAAACAAACCCCUCCUUCCUCCGCAUCCUACGCGUCUUCCUCACCCGCGCAACCCACACCUCCCCCUCUCUCUCCGACCUGCGCGCCGUCCUCUCCGAAAUCUUCUCUGCCUACACAUUCGAAGAAACCAUCCUCAGUCUCGCAAACCGCUUCCUCGACAAAGAAGGCUUCGAGCAAGUGCGAGAAAUCAACGAGCUAAGGCAGCGGGGCUGGCGGCCUAGAGGCCAGGUGUGCGAGGGGUGUCGGAGACGGGCUUGGGGACCGGGCGCGGGAGGCGCGAUUUGGGAGGCGUGGGAGCGAGCGGAGGGCGAGCGGGCGCGCAAGAGGUUAGAGGUUGCGAGUGAUGAGGCGGGGGGUAAGGGUAAAGGGAAGCGCGCGAGGGUGGAGGAUGACGGCGUGGGCGAGGGGAGUCAGGCGGGGGCAUUGGUGCUGUUUGCGUGUAGGCAUCUUUGGCAUAGGGCGUGUUUGGAGAAGGCGAGCGCUGCUGGAGAGGGAGAUGGCGAUGGAGCGAAGAAGCAGGAUGGUGCGAAAGUGAGGUUCAAGUGUCCGCUUUGUGUAUAGCUUUCUCUCGUAUGUAUAGCUUAGCGUUGAGGUUUGUAUCUACAUUAUUAUUUUUUUCUACGCUGACGGUCAAGGUUUGGGGAGAAGAAAUUUUGUUUUCUCCGCCACGGACCCUGACGUUUGGGUUUUUUUUCCUGAGUGAACUGAUUGAGUCCGCGAGGAUGACGUCAAGGAAGAGAACUAUUUGAGGAAGACUGAGCGUCUGUCCUUCCUAAUGAGUUAUUUUUUUCUGGAGGGGGUGGGAGAAGGUUUUCACGACUUAACCGUUUCAGGUGCAUUCGGGGCAUUACUAUCGGGACUUUAGUGUUCACCAUUAAGGAGCGGUAUCAGUGACGUCGUGUGUCAUAAUUGUUGAAUUUUCUAGAUACGUGGAUACGUAGCACUCCGGCAUUGGGAUUCAGAGGACCAGAUGCGUCCUUAGGUGAGGCACGUCCUCGCUGAGAGUGCCU
Trematosphaeria pertusa is the source of this 5619-nucleotide messenger RNA. RefSeq lists its product as uncharacterized. The record is from RefSeq and is a predicted model, not a curated record. Gene Ontology annotation, cellular component: HOPS complex; late endosome. NCBI's taxonomy places the organism in Eukaryota, Fungi, Ascomycota, Dothideomycetes, Pleosporales, Trematosphaeriaceae. Bases 377 to 5170 code for a protein of 1597 amino acids. Gene Ontology annotation, molecular function: protein binding. The transcript has 3 exons. Gene Ontology annotation, biological process: protein targeting to vacuole; endosomal vesicle fusion.